AUGGAAGAUCUAGCAGUCAGAUAUACCGGUGAGAGCAAUAUCCCCCGUUUCAUCAGCGAGGGUGAUGUCCUGUUCGCUUGGUGGGCACGAGUCGUUCUUCGGGCAGCUAAACCAUCACCCAACCAGACAAUCAACAUGCGAAAUACAUACUGUUGCAGAUCGCUUCUGGCAGAUCUUGGCCAUAUUCCAUCCGCUGGUUCCGCAUUGGUAACCAACGCCGUCUUUACAACCUUGACUUUCCUCCUUGUUCACCAGGUCCUCGAAGAACCCUUGGGUUUCACCGCCUUCGAAGUGCGCAAUUCUUUGGUUGACUAUCGAUAUAUGAAUUGA
This is a messenger RNA of Penicillium manginii, 330 nucleotides long. Its product is annotated as acetyltransferase sphE. The transcript has a single exon. Lineage: Eukaryota; Fungi; Ascomycota; Eurotiomycetes; Eurotiales; Aspergillaceae. The record is from RefSeq and is a predicted model, not a curated record. The coding region runs from base 1 to 330 and encodes 109 amino acids.